This is a messenger RNA of Telopea speciosissima, 1606 nucleotides long. Its product is annotated as armadillo repeat-containing protein 6. Gene Ontology annotation, molecular function: protein binding. The record is from RefSeq and is a predicted model, not a curated record. NCBI's taxonomy places the organism in Eukaryota, Viridiplantae, Streptophyta, Magnoliopsida, Proteales, Proteaceae. The coding region runs from base 86 to 1507 and encodes 473 amino acids. The transcript is spliced from 8 exons.
UCGCGUGAGCGUCGUAAAAAUUUGAAUGUUUGUCUAAUUCCACUCUCACUAGCAAAGCGAAGCGGAAGCGGAAGAGUGGAAGACGAUGGCUCCAGCGAAGAAUAUACGAACAAUCUCACAGGAAGCAUUCGAGGGUUUGGUGAGAGAAAACAUGGACGAUCUCGGCAUGGAUCCAGAAGAAGCCCUUCAAGAUGCCAUUGAAACCCUUACUCUUCAGGGCGUCGACCUCUCCGGUAUCGUUAAAUGCAUUCCUGGAGUUAGUAGCCUCAAAGACGAUCCCGUGAUCCAAUCUCUAGAUAGAGUGAAAGAAAUUACCUCCAAAUUGAAGGAUCAAGAUUAUGAACCGUCAACAGCGAGUUUCAGUGGUGAAGAUCUCGAUGAGAUUGCCAAGCAUUUUGAUAAACUUAGUGUCCUCUGCUCAUCUUCAGGAUCAGGAAAUGCAUCGAUUGCAGCAAGGAAUGGAGGAGUGGAGCUGGUUUGUUCAUUAUGUUCCAAAAUUCGUGAUGGAUGUGAGCGGCCUCUUGUUUCGGCACUGAAGGCAAUGGCUUCGUUCCUCUACGAUGUUCAAACUACGGAAACAUUUCGAAAGAUUGGCGGACCCAAGAUUGUGGUGGAUAUUAUUUCUGAUAAUCGUCAAAAUGUGAUUAUAUUGAAUAGUAGUUUCUCAGUUGUUGCUGCAGCUGCAACUGGUAAUGAGCUCCUCAAGGAAGCAUUCAUGGAGUUAAAAAUUGAUGAGCUUUUCAUCCAAAUCAUGAGGACGGAGAGUAGAGGCAGCAUUGGAAGUUUAUAUGAUGCUAUUCGUGUCUUGUUGACACCUGAUGAUAACCGUGUUGUAGCUUCUCAAGUUUAUGGGUAUGCUAGAAGAUUUGCUGAGAUUGGAAUUGCUGUAGCUCUUGUGGAUGCACUUUGUGAAGGACUCAGCUCUCCUAGUCUAGUUUCAGCGAGCAUAGCUCUGAAGGCUGUUGCUGUUAAUGAUGAAAUAUGCAGAUUAAUAGCUGACAAUGGUGGCAUUGAUGCUGUUUUCUGUUGUAUUGAUGACAGUGGUAAACAAAACAACAAAGUUGUUGCUAAAGCCUUCUGCUCUUUGUUGUCUAAGUUGGCAGGAAGUGAUGCUAACAAAACUACCAUCGUCCAGAAUAGGGGAAUGGAUAGGUUAAUGAAACUCUCAUCAAGCUUUUUUGAUGACCCAUCUGUCUUGCAAGAGAUUAUGUCGAUUAUCUGUGUUCUAUCAUUAAGGUCCCCAGGCAAUGCAGCCAGUGCAAUUGAGGCUGGAGCUGGAGAUUUUGUGAUUCAAGCCAUGGAGAAGUUCCCAACCGCACAUCAGAUGCAACGUCAGGCAUGUUUUAUGGUCCGCAAUCUUGCUGUCAGGAACCCUGAAAACAGACGUGUUUUGCUUAACAGUGGAAUUGAGAAGAUGAUAAGAAUGGCCAAAGAAAGCCAUGAAAGCUGUAAAGAAGCAGCUACAGAUGCACUAAGGGAUUUGGGGCCUGAUAACUAUAAUUCAUAGUUUAUGAACUCUGAUUGAACUCUGAUUGCUUUCUGCUGUUGUUAUAUUUAGCCUUCCAGUAAAGAUUGGGUUUUAAUGACACUACUGUUGUCUCAGAAA